Molecule: messenger RNA, 1447 nt
Organism: Durio zibethinus
Lineage: Eukaryota; Viridiplantae; Streptophyta; Magnoliopsida; Malvales; Malvaceae
Product: putative trehalose-phosphate phosphatase F
Biological process (GO): trehalose biosynthetic process
Molecular function (GO): trehalose-phosphatase activity
Source: RefSeq, a predicted model, not a curated record
UUUAAGGACUGAAGGUUCAUAACUGUACUUGACAAAGUUGCUGCUAUUAUCUAAGGUCUAGUUUAACCUGUUUUAAGUGUACUUAAAAGUGAUCUGAAGUUAAUGGAGUCGAAGUCCAAUCAUUCAUCUCCCGUCCUCACUGAUCCUAUUCCAAUAAACAAGUCAAGAUUAGGUAUCCACUCCAAUCUGUUGUCCUAUCCUCAAUCGGGUGGAUCUUUGACCUCUGGAAAGUAUAUGACAAUUCCCAGAAAGAAACCUGGAAAGCUAGAUGAUGUUCGUUCCAAUGGUUGGCUGGAUGCAAUGAAAUCUUCAUCACCCCCUCGUAAGAAGUUAAUCAAGGACUUCAAUAUUGAGGUUGCUGCAGAUGACACCGAUAUUUAUUACUCCUGGAUGAUUAAAUAUCCAUCUGCACUUAAAUCUUUCAAGCAAAUUUCCAAAAAUGCCAAGAACAAGAAGAUAGCUGUUUUUCUAGAUUAUGAUGGUACUCUUUCUCCUAUAGUAGAUGAUCCAGAUCGUGCCUUUAUGUCUGAUGCUAUGCGUUCUGCUGUCAGAAAUGUUGCAAAGUAUUUCCCAACAGCAAUUAUUAGUGGCAGAAGUCGUGAUAAGGUUUAUGAAUUGGUAGGACUAACUGAACUUUAUUAUGCUGGUUGUCAUGGGAUGGACAUUAUGGGCCCUGUGAGUCCUACAGAGUCUGAUGACCAUCCAAAUUGUAUUAGAUCAACUGACCAACAGGGCAAGGAGGUAAACAUUUUCCAGCCCGCUAGAGAAUUCAUAACUAUGAUCGAUGAGGUUUUUAAAACCCUUGUCGAGAAUACUAAAGAUAUUAAAGGUGCAAAAGUUGAGAAUCACAAGUUUUGUGCCACUGUACAUUACCGUAAUGUAGAAGAGAAGAACUGGCCAACUAUCGCACAAUGUGUUCAUGAUAUUUUGAAAGACUAUCCUCGUUUGCGAUUAACUCAUGGGCGGAAGGUUUUAGACAUCCGUCCUGUGAUUGACUGGAAUAAAGGGGAGGCAGUUGAAUUUCUGCUUGAAUCCCUUGGACUAAGUGAUAGAGAUGAUGUGCUCCCAAUCUAUAUUGGAGAUGACAAGACUGAUGAGGAUGCAUUCAAGGUUUUAAGGGAAGGAAAUAGGGGUUAUGGGAUCUUAGUGUCUUCAGUCCCCAAAGAUAGCAAGGCAUUAUACUCUCUCAGGGACCCAUCAGAGGUGAAGAAAUUUCUCAAGGCAUUGGUGAGAUGGAAGAAGUUUGAAGCUUGAAGAAAGCAGCAGGAGCAAAAUAAAUUUUCAUUGAAGAGGAGCAUAUAGUUAUAUGAAAAUAAAUUGCUUAUUAAGAUAUCCCCAAUGAAUCCAGUCAUUCCAUUGCAGUGGCCAUGUUAUUUCCAAUAUUCUUUUGUCAGAAUUUUGCAAAUGUUAACUGAUAACAUUUAUUUAUAUAAAAUAUAUUUCCUUG